Messenger RNA from Helianthus annuus (common sunflower), 3098 nucleotides. Its product is annotated as NAD kinase 2, chloroplastic. The coding region runs from base 246 to 2939 and encodes 897 amino acids. NCBI's taxonomy places the organism in Eukaryota, Viridiplantae, Streptophyta, Magnoliopsida, Asterales, Asteraceae. Gene Ontology annotation, molecular function: NAD+ kinase activity. The record is from RefSeq and is a predicted model, not a curated record. Gene Ontology annotation, biological process: NADP+ biosynthetic process; NAD+ metabolic process. The transcript is spliced from 8 exons.
UGGUGAGGUAAAAUUUGUGUGGCGGACCCUUUCCUCUUCGUCACCAUCAAAAUCAGAGCUUCAGAAAUGGACACAACCCAAAAUUCCACAAUCAAACAUCAAAGAAUCACAUCACACUUCACAAACCAACAAAACCCUAAUCGAACACAUCACCUCGUUAUCACCCACAAUUCCUAAUUUUCUCAAUCAACACUACACUACACACCUACCUCAUUACUUUCACAUUCCUAUGGUGCUCUGCUGACAUGACGUCAUCGUCAUUUCACUCCGUGAUCGUCAACAUGAAUCGAACUGCUUCAAUUGUACGAAUUUUAACCCCGAAACCCUAUCUAUUUGAGCUACACCGAUCCAGUAGUUUUGUUGGGAAUUGGCGGUUACCUGAACGGCGUCGUUUCGGUCUGGUUGUUGUUGCUGCUGGUGCUGAGCUCUCUAAUCCUUUCUCAGUUAAUAUUGGUUUGGAUUCUAAGGCAUACCAAUCCCACAAUUUGACACAAUUACCUUGGGUGGGUCCGCUUCCGGGAGAUAUAGCCGAAGUCGAAGCAUACUGCAGAAUUUUUAGAGCUGCUGAAAGCCUUCACAAUUCAAUAAUGGACACAUUAUGUAACCCACUCACUGGUGAAUGCAGUGUUAAUUAUGCUUUUCCUUCAGAAAACAAACCACUACUCGAAGAUAAGAUAGUCUCUGUUCUUGGUUGUAUGAUAUGCCUUCUGAAUAAAGGACGUGAAGAUCUAUUAUCUGGCCGAUCAACAAUCACGAAAGCAUUCACUGUUUUCGAUGUAGAUAUAAUGGAAGACAAGCUUCCACCGCUUGCUAUUUUCAGGCGUGAAAUGAAACGAUAUUGUGAAAGUUUACAUGUUGCUCUCGAAAUCUUUUUAACACCAGAUGAUUCUAGAAGCCGGGUCGUUUGGAGAAAACUUCAACGGCUGAAAAAUGUUUGUUACGAUUCCGGUCUUCCGCGAGAGGAUGAUUAUCCACCUCACUCGUUAUUCGCUAAUUGGGAUCCUGUUUAUAUAUCCACUUCAAAAGAAGAUAUCGGACCAAGUGAUUCUGAAGUUGCAUUUUGGAGGGGUAGCCAAUUGACGGAAGAAAGUUUGAAGUGGUUGCUUGAAAAGGGGUUUAAAACGAUCGUAGAUCUUAGAGCUGAGGGUGUGAAUGAUAUAUUCUACGAAACAGCGUUGCAAGAUGCACUUUCAUCUGGGAAAGUUGACCUGGUCAAACUCCCGGUUGAAGUCGGGAACGCACCAUCAAUUCAGCAGGUUGAGAUAUUUUCAACCUUGAUAUCCGACUCGAAUAAAAAACCGAUUUAUCUUCACAGUAAAGAAGGUGUUUGGAGAACCUCCGCAAUGGUGUCUAGAUGGAGACAAUAUAUAUCUCGUUACAGUUCACCCAAUACCAUUCGAAUUCAAGAUAACGAAGAAUCUUCAACCACAAGUAACCAGUACAAAAGCAGUAACGGGGCCCACACGGAAGUGUUGAAUAAAAGUGAUGAUGAUCAAAAUGAGGUUUCUGUUGAUCUCUGUGUAAAUCCUAUUGAAUCCCAGUUACCACCUAGAAAUAUUUUCUCCAGAAAAGAUAUGUCUGUAUUUUUAAAAAGUAAAACGUUUUCCCCUUCGACUUAUUUUACUUCUGAACACAAAAGAAUGAAGAAACAAAAUGGUUCAACAAAUGGUUCAGCAACCAAUGGGAACUUGUCUAAUUACAAAAACGUCCUUCAGAAUCAAGGUAAUUCGCGUUCCGAUUUAAAAGAAUUCAACGAUGCAGAUAGGCAAGUGACACGUGUCACACAAACAGAUAGUUUAGAGGGAUUAAGCGAUGAAGAUGCGGAAGUGAUUGAGGGAAAUAUGUGUGCUUCAACAACUGGGGUUGUAAGAAUCCAAUCAAGAAAGAAAGCAGAAAUGUUUUUAGUGAGAACGGAUGGGGUUUCUUGCACUCGAGAAAAAGUAACCGAAUCGUCGUUAGCUUUUACUCAUCCUAGCACCCAACAACAGAUGCUUAUGUGGAAAUCAUCACCCAAAACUGUGUUAUUGUUGAAGAAGCUUGGCCAAGAAUUAAUGGAAAAAGCUAAAGAGGUUGCCUCUUUCUUGUAUCACCAAGAAAAUAUGAAUGUUCUUGUAGAACCGGAGGUUCACGACGUUUUUGCAAGAAUACCUGGGUUUGGGUUUGUACAGACUUUCUACAGUCAAGAUACUAGUGAUCUUCACGAGAGGGUAGAUCUGAUUGCUUGUUUGGGGGGAGAUGGGGUCAUUCUGCAUGCAUCAAACUUGUUCAGAGGUGCUGUGCCGCCUGUUGUAUCCUUCAAUCUCGGGUCUCUUGGUUUUCUCACUUCACAUGCUUAUGAAGACUAUAAGCAGGAUUUGAAACGGGUCAUCCAUGGAAACAACACCUUGGAAAGUGUUUAUAUAACUCUUAGAAUGCGUCUUCGCUGUGAGAUAUUCAGAAACGGGAAAGCCAUGCCGGGUAAAGUUUUCGAUGUUCUAAAUGAGGUUGUGGUUGACCGCGGUUCAAACCCGUAUCUUUCCAAGGUGGAGUGCUAUGAACAUGACCGUCUGAUUACUAAGGUGCAAGGUGAUGGAGUCAUAGUAGCAACACCUACAGGAAGUACAGCUUACUCUACAUCUGCAGGAGGUUCCAUGGUACAUCCAAAUGUUCCAUGCAUGCUUUUUACUCCGAUUUGUCCACAUUCUCUCUCGUUCAGACCUGUUAUACUUCCCGAUUCUGCUCAUCUUGAGUUAAAGAUACCAGUAGAUGCACGAAGUAAUGCUUGGGUAUCAUUUGAUGGAAAGAGAAGGCAACAGCUCUCAAGGGGAGAUUCGGUGCGUAUAUGCAUGAGUCCGCAUCCACUCCCAACGGUCAACAAGUUUGACCAAACGGGGGAUUGGUUUCGCAGCUUGAUUCGAUGCCUGAAUUGGAAUGAAAGACGAGAUCAGAAGGCUCUCUGAUCUUAAUUUUGAAUCUUUUACCAAAUUGUUGUAAAUUUAGUGUACAUAUUAUACAGGUGAGUGGAAACAAAUAUAGAGGGAGCCUAGAACUUGUACGGUACAAGAUAUGAGUGCUUAUGAAUUACAAUCAUUGCUAUAAGAGAAAAUGGUUUUAACCAA